AUGUCAAUGAAAUAUGAAGACCUACAGCCCUUUGAGAGUGAGAAGAAAAGCCAGGGUCCACCUCCUCUCAGAGCCUUCCUGCAGCGUCUCUGCUCUGGACCCUUCCCCCUCCUGCUCUCCCUGGGCUUCAGCCUCUUCCUGUUGGUCGAUAUCUGCAUAAUUGGAUCCAAAAAUGCCAAGAUUCAGAGGGACCUGGAGACUCUGAGAGCAACUUUCAGCAACUUCACUUCCAACACGGUGACUGAGGUCUCGGCGCUGCACUCCCAGGAUGGCAGUUUGCAAGAAACAAUAGCAUCUCUGAAAGCUGUGGUGGAAAACCGGGAGCAGGAACUGCAAGCAGCCCAUAGCUUGAACGACAAGGUGGUUUCUCUGGAGAGCAAGCUGGAGAAAGAGCAGCAGGAACUCCAAGCAGGUUAUUCUGAAAUGCGCCUGCGAGUCGAGCAACUGACCAAAGACCUGAGCUCCCUGAAUUUCCAGAUGGCUGCUCUCAAGAGCAAUGGCUCUCAAAAUACCUGCUGCCCCGUCCACUGGCUGGAGCAUGACGGCAGCUGCUACUGGUUCUCCCGCUCCGGGCUGACCUGGCCCGAGGCCGAGCGGUACUGCCAGCUGGAGGACAGCCACCUGGUCACCAUCAACUCCAGAGAGGAGCAGCGCUUUGCCUGA
Molecule: messenger RNA, 663 nt
Organism: Miniopterus natalensis
Lineage: Eukaryota; Metazoa; Chordata; Mammalia; Chiroptera; Miniopteridae
Source: RefSeq, a predicted model, not a curated record